Oncorhynchus nerka (sockeye salmon) is the source of this 4227-nucleotide messenger RNA. RefSeq names its product riboflavin kinase (gene rfk). Gene Ontology annotation, cellular component: mitochondrion. The record is from RefSeq and is a predicted model, not a curated record. Gene Ontology annotation, biological process: FMN biosynthetic process; riboflavin biosynthetic process. The coding region runs from base 1007 to 1456 and encodes 149 amino acids. Lineage: Eukaryota; Metazoa; Chordata; Actinopteri; Salmoniformes; Salmonidae. Gene Ontology annotation, molecular function: riboflavin kinase activity. The transcript has 5 exons.
ACUGAGUCUUUGAAGUUGGCUGAUCAGAAAACGCACUGGUGUCCCCGCCAGUGCGGCAGGGUAGCCUAGUGGUUAGAGCGUUUGACUAGUAACCGGAAGGUUGCAAGUUCAAACCCCCGAGCUGACAAGGUACAAAUCUGUCGUUCUGCCCCUGAACAGGCAGUUAACCCGCUGUUCCUAGGCCGUAAUUGAAAAUAAGAAUUUGUUCUUAACUGACUUGCCUGGUAAAAUAAAAAUCCUAAAUCCAGCUGACUGAAAUCGCCAAACAGCCUACCCGACCACUCUGAGGGUGUUCGCAUGGUCCUGAUGCACACCGAUGCCACUUUUUGUAUUACAGUGCAAUGAUAAAACUGUGGGGGGGACAAAAAUGCCAUUUCAGAAUGUGGGGGGGUGUCAUGUCCCCAGUGAAUGUUGCGCCUAUGGUCAAAACUCUGUUGCAUCAGUAGGCCCACACAGAUGGGGAAAGCCUUCAAACUGAAAUCACAAAUAAUCCUUUUCCAUAUAGGCAACCAUUUGAGCCAACAUUUUUCAGGUAUUAGAAUAAAAGCAGCCUCUUCCCUCAGUCUGUUUUCUGGGCUCUUUUUGAUUUUUCAACACCGAUACUGAUUAUUGGAGGACCAAAAAAAGCAGAUGCCUAUUAAUUGGCCAAUUUAAAAAAAAAAAAAUUGUAUUUUUAAAUGUAUUUAUUUGUAAUAAUGACAAUUACAACAAUACUGAAUGAACACUUAUUUUAACUUCAUAUAAUACAUAAAUUAAAAAUCAAUGUAGCCUCAAAUAAAUAAUUAAACAUGUUCAAUUUGGUUUAAAUAAUGCAAAAACAAAGUGUUGAAGUAAAAGUGCAAUAUGUGCCAUGUAAAAAAGCUAACGUUUGAGUUCCUUGCUCAGAACAUGAGAACAUAUGAAAGCUGGUGGUUCCUUUUAACAUGAGACUUCAAUAUUUCAAGCCCCUACCUGGGCUCGAACCAGGAACUCAACGACAACAGCCACCCUCGAAGCAGCGUUACCCAUGCAGAGCAAAAGGAACAACUACUCCAAGUCUGGAGCCAACUUCCCAGACUCCGUGGUGGAGCACCUCCCUGGCGACAUCAGCACAGGGAUCUACUAUGGCUGGGCAUGCGUGGGCAGCGGAGACAUCCACAAGAUGGUGAUGAGCAUCGGCUGGAACCCCUACUACAAAAACACCAAGAAAUCCAUGGAGACUCAUGUGAUACACACAUUUAAGGAAGAUUUCUAUGGACAGAUCCUCAGUGUAGUCAUGGUGGGCUACAUCCGUCCAGAGAGGAGCUAUGACUCGCUUGGUAAGAAUGCCCUCAUAGCAGCAAUCAACCAUGACAUUGAGGAGGCCAAGAGAAACCUGGAGCUCCCAGAACACCUCAAACUCAAAGAGGACAACUUCUUUAGAGCCACCGCCAGCACGUCCAUGACAACAUCCAACAAGAUCAUGAACGGCCACUGACUUCUGAACAACUAAUGGGCUCUCCUGUCUUUGCUCUGCUCUGUCUUUCUCUCUGUAAUCACUACCACACCAAUGGCCAAUAUGCUACUUAUUCAGUCCUCUGUAGAGAUUUUGUUUUGAGGAUCAAAUCUUCGUAUCUGAUCUGAAGCUACAUUUAGACCAUGGUCGUGUUCAUUAGGGCACAAUACCAAAAACCAUUACAAACUUUUUCCAAUGGAGAACAAGUUUCUUUGUCGGGCAAGUUUGGUGCCUAGUGAACACGACCCAGUUAAUGCAAGAUAAUGUGCAUCUCCAGGAAGUGAAUGUGAUCUUUGUGUGUUGAGGGGGAACAAAUUGUCUCUCGUCACAAGCCCUGUACCAUCAAACCACUGCUAAUAGAAAUGAAUGGUCAUUUUGUAUUGGUUUAGAAUUGGAGUUUAGUCUCAGCUUUGCCGUCAAAGUUUCUUCAUCCUUUUCAUAUUCAGAUGUAUUAAAAAUGUCUGCCUUGAAGCAGAGAAGUCCUCAACGUAUAUUGCAUGUAAUCUAGGCUAAAUAAUUGCAUUAUACACUUCGCUGAAUUCAAGUGCUUUAUUUUAUUUGAUGUACAGUAUGGCUAGUUUUUAUAAUAUAUUACUGUUUUCGUAGACCAAAUCUGUGAAUGAGAGUAUCUACUCCCUGUCCCUACCCCCUCAGAUUUUGAGCUACAUGGUUGGAGAAAAUGUCAAUGUAGCUUCAGCUUUCCGAUGUCCUUCAUUUGUAUAGUUCCUCAUUGGUCAAAUCCAGCAUUUUACCUCCCCACAAAUGAGGGACAUAUUAUUUAAGUUUUGUGAGGGAGAAAAUAACCAAAUGGCCCCACUUAAGUGUCUGAAAGUUUCAACAAUGUAGUUUUUACUGACUUAACCAUGUUUGGACCCUAAUUCCACUGAGAUGAGCAAUGAUAUGGUACAAGAGGAGUAAGUCCAGGCUGAUUCUCUACAGAUAGAUGCAUGGUUUUUUUUCUUUGUCAUUUUCUCAGAGGACAGAGGAGUGUUGAGAGCUUUAUAGCUGCUGUAAAUAGCCUAGUUGUUAAAAAUGAUUUGAGUUAAUGUGAUUUGAGAUGUACUGUAUUUAAGAGUCUAAUAUUGGCAGAGGAAAAAACAUGGCUAUUCAUAAUAUAUUACUGUUUUUGUAGACCGACUCUGGAAAUAAGAGACUAUAGUCCUCUCAAAGAUAUCCUGGCCUUUUUAUUGCAGCUGACCUUAAUUUCCCCUUCAUGCAGAAAAUGUACUGUAUGUAGUAAGCAGUUGAUAGAUGCAUAUGUAAAUCGAUACAAUGUCAUAUUGAACGCUAUGCAAAUGGCUGAGAUAAGCAUCUCGCCUAGCACCUAAAAGUCCUUAGGGAAGGUUUCUGGUUAGAAUAGUGACUCUGAGCACCAGUUGUAGAAGAGGGGACUAAUUAUUGUUUUCCCCAGACCUAUACGCCUGACUGGUUGGCAGUACUGUGCCUUAAUACCACAUUCACACACAUAUUGUCACUGCCCAACAUAUGCAUACAUUUUCUCACAAACAAACACAGCAGAAUCUGUGCUAAUUGAAACCCAGGGCACCCCAUUGUCUGACUAAUCUGACUUUCCCUAUCAUCAGUUUGUUGUGGACAAGCACCAGGGAAGAGGAUUGGUGAAACAUGGCUUCUACUACAUGUAUUAUCUUAGCAUCCAACCAUGUAAAGAUAUAAGCAGUUAUUCCAUUAAACCAGUAUACUUUUAUCUUGUAAUGCUAGCUAUCACCAUACUACUGUAGUAAAACAUACAGUAAGCAAACACAACUCAAGAAGGGACAUUUUGUUUGUCUCUGUUUUUCCCAGCUCCAGUUUUCAGCCUGUAAUGGCAUUACUCUGAAGACCAAGGUCUGGUUAAUGAGGUCAGUGUACUCUGGUAAUUGUAUAAACAAUACAAACCUCCCCAGACCAUGAAGCAGCUCGUUUUGUAGCUGUGUUUUGAUCGUUGUGCCCUUUAUAUACGUACUGGUCAGAGAUGUUCUAUAAAUCAGUGUAGCUAGAAGCUCUCAUUGAUCUAUCCAAAAACAUGGCUCAUAUUUCUGAUCAAGUAGCCUAUGCAUUAGUGUUGGAUUAGGUAACUACUCCUCGAAGGCAUCUGGUAGUAAUAGUGUUGUAGGGUUGUUCUCCAGUUUGGCACCGAACCACCACCCUCAGCCAACAUAUGAUCUCAUCACUAAACAAGGAAAACAUUUAGCUCAGUUGAGACUGCUUAGUAGAAUCAGACAAUGUCAUGAACCAGUGUCACCUGAUUCUUCUCCACUUUUGUUCUUCCAUUUGCAUUCUGCUUUUGUUUGUUCCUUUAUAAAGUGUGUGAUGGCAGAAUGUUAAUUGUUCCCGAAAUGUGUUUUAGCUGGAUAGGCCUCCUUGUAAAUCAUUCAAAUUCUUUCUAAGUAACUCUUGGAUUUUCCAGACCUCCAGUACAAACUAUUCUUUGUUAUUUCAACUGUGAAGGCAUACAGAUUUGACAGUUCUUUUCUAUGUAACAAAAUCAGACCAUGCAAUUCUGUAAUUGUUGACGAAGUAACAUGUCCUGAGUUAUAGUUUUGAAUUAAAAAAAUAUGAGAAAGCGUAACUGUAUUUUUGUCAUCACAGUUAACCAUGGGUCUGUGUUCAGGGACCCAUUGUGUGUGUUGGGCUCAUUUUCAGAACCUUGCUGUAUGAUCCUGCUUGAAGUUGUAUGGCUCUAUUCAAUCUAUAAAGCUGAAGCGAUGCGGCUGGAAUAGAGCCCUUUUUCUUAUUAAACGUACAAAGAUGCA